This is a messenger RNA of Trichoderma asperellum CBS 433.97, 942 nucleotides long. RefSeq names its product ATP phosphoribosyltransferase (ATP-PRTase) (ATP-PRT) (gene HIS1). Lineage: Eukaryota; Fungi; Ascomycota; Sordariomycetes; Hypocreales; Hypocreaceae. The record is from RefSeq and is a predicted model, not a curated record. Gene Ontology annotation, molecular function: magnesium ion binding; ATP phosphoribosyltransferase activity. Gene Ontology annotation, cellular component: cytoplasm. Gene Ontology annotation, biological process: L-histidine biosynthetic process.
AUGGAUCUCGUCAACAAUCUCGAAGGACGCCUGCUCUUUGCGGUACCAAAAAAGGGCCGACUGAACCAAGCUGCGUUGAAUCUCCUAGAGGGCGCCGAUAUCCAGUUUCGCCGCGAGAACCGCCUCGACAUCGCCCUUGUCAAGAACCUCCCCAUAGCCCUCAUCUUCCUGCCCGCUGCGGACAUCCCCACGUUUGUCGGCCAGGGCCGCGUUGACCUUGGCAUUACGGGAUGGGACCAGGUCAAGGAGCACGAUGCUGCCGUCAAGGCCGCCGCCAGCGAGGAUCCUUCUUCGCCAGUCUCGGGCAGCGAGAUGGUUAUGGAGCUGGAGUUUGGCGCAUGCAAGCUCCAAGUUCAGGUCCCCAAGAAGGGACAAUACGCCACCAGCACAGACCUGAUCGGCCGCACCAUUGGCACGAGUUUCGUCAGCCUGACUGAAGAGUAUUUUGCCCAGCUGGAGGCACAGUCCAGCGGAGCUGCGCCUCAGAAACUGCGAACCAAGAUCAUCGAACUGAGCGGUAGUGUUGAGGCAGCUUGUGCGCUAGGCGUCGCCGAUGGCAUCGUGGAUCUUGUUGAAUCGGGAGAGACCAUGAGAGCUGCGGGACUCAAGGCCAUCGACACGGUUGUCGAGUCGGUGGCUGUCCUCAUCAAGUCUCGCUCACCGUCUAAGCCGGACCUGGUAGACCUCAUUGCGGCACGUAUCCGUGGUGUCAUCACUGCCCAGCGAUAUGUUUUGUGCCAAUACAACAUUGAGCGGUCGAGCAUCGCUGCGGCUACGAAGAUCACGCCGGGAAAGCGUGCUCCCACAAUCACAUCACUAGAUAAUGGCUGGGUUGCUAUGAGCUCAAUGGUCGAAAAGAAGAAGAUUGCGCUCGUCAUGGAUGACUUGAAGCGAGUGGGAGCUCAGGAUAUUCUGGUCCUGGACAUCCACAACACACGAUAA